AUGGCUGAUGAGAAGAAAGCACAGCAAACCUUUAAGAAGGGUGCAAUGAAAAUCUUCAAGAAGGCACCAUUAAAGGACAGCAAGAAGAGGAGCAAGUCCAGGAAAGAAAGUUACUCCAUCUACAUCGACAAAGUAAUGAAGCAGGUUCACCCUGAUAUCAGCAUCUCCUCUAAGGCCAUGAGCAUCAUGAACUUGUUUGUCAAUGAUAUUUUCAAGUUCAUCACUGGAGUGGCUUCCUGCUUGACCCAUUUCAAUAAGUACAACACCAUCAGCUCCUGGGAGAUCCAGACCACUGUGUGUCUGCUGCUGCUUGGGGAGCUCACCAAGCUCAUCGUGUCAGAGGACACAAAGGCUGUGAUCAAGUAUACCAGCUCCAAGUGA
Molecule: messenger RNA, 381 nt
Organism: Chiloscyllium plagiosum (whitespotted bambooshark)
Lineage: Eukaryota; Metazoa; Chordata; Chondrichthyes; Orectolobiformes; Hemiscylliidae
Product: histone H2B type 1-O-like
Cellular component (GO): nucleosome
Molecular function (GO): DNA binding; protein heterodimerization activity; structural constituent of chromatin
Source: RefSeq, a predicted model, not a curated record